Triticum aestivum (bread wheat) is the source of this 1375-nucleotide messenger RNA. RefSeq lists its product as uncharacterized. Bases 1 to 1302 code for a protein of 433 amino acids. The transcript has a single exon. The record is from RefSeq and is a predicted model, not a curated record. NCBI's taxonomy places the organism in Eukaryota, Viridiplantae, Streptophyta, Magnoliopsida, Poales, Poaceae.
AUGUCGGAACGUGCCAUCAAUUGUUCACGAUGGGCCGGCUGGUCGGACCUCCCCGUCGAUCUCCUGAUCGGCAUCCUGCCCCUACUCGAGCUUCCCGAGGCUCUCGCCUUCGGUGCCGUCUACGCGUCCUGGCGCUCCGCCUCCACGGCGGCCGGCAGCCUCCCGCGUACUCGCCGCACGCCGUGGCUCGUGUCCUUGGCGGAGGAGCCUCUUCCGGUAGAGGAUCAACAGCUGCCCAAGUAUCGUGGGUUCUGGUAUCCUGCCGCCACCUCCGAGCUCCGCAACCUCCAGGACGCCGAGAGAACCUUCCGUGUCACCUUUCCCGGGGGCCAGGCCGUGGCCCUGUGCGGCGCCUCCCACGGCUGGCUGAUCGUGGCGAACCAGAUCUCCGACCUCGUUCUCUACGACCCCUUCACGGCGGCGCUGCUUCCGCUCCCGCCGAUCACCGGCUUCACGACGUGUGUCGAGGGGGUCUACAGGGACGGCGAAGGGAAGACCCUCGUGGGCUAUCGUUACGAGUGGUGCACGAGGGACGAUGUUUUCGAUGUGCACUCCCUCGGAGGUUAUUUCUACGACAAGGUUGUGUUGUCCGGUCCUCCAACCACUGGUCCCACCGUCGCCCUGGCCAUCCACCUGGACGGCAAGCGACUCUCUUUUGCUAGGGUAGGAGACAGUUCAUGGCAACAAAUUUCGGUGAUAAGGACAGGCACGGACAGUUACGCCGACUGUGUUUACCAUGGGGGAAGGUUCUACGCGGUGACGAUGGAAGGGAAACUAGAGUCUUGGGACUUCGGGGGCGGACCCGACAAACCGAGGAAGAAGACGGUCAUCGCCGAGGACAACUUUCACAUGUUCGAGGAUGCAGUUAUCACUAGGUACUUGCUUUCGGCUCCUUGGGGCCAUCUCCUGCAGGUGCUUGUCUUCUUCGACACGCGCAGGGAAAACACAGCAAGGGUUGAGAUAGAUAGAUUGGACCUUAAGAGUCAGACAAUGGUAAGACUGAGCUCGGCGGAGGCUCUACAGGGACAUGCCGCCUUCGUCGGACAGAAUAGUUCCCCGAGCAUUUUAUCCACUGAAGAGUUCCCCGAGCUAAGACCGGACUGUAUCUACUUCACAACUGCUCGUCUCAGAAACCACAGCGCUUACGAGAGCAACCGUAACGAGUGGUGCGGCGUGAGUGUCUACGACUUGGGAAGACAGACACUUGAGCCCGCUUUCCCAUCAGGUGGCGGUCAUUAUGGAACCAUCUAUCCAUCAGAAGUCUGGUUCACACCAAGUGUAAAGAGUCAUUUUGGUUUGUAAGUAGGACGUGGCUAGUUCUCAUGUAUAGAUGAGGAUUAAUCAAGUCACGUCUCUAAGUCCUACAUCAUCUUAU